Messenger RNA from Laetiporus sulphureus 93-53, 346 nucleotides. RefSeq lists its product as uncharacterized. The record is from RefSeq and is a predicted model, not a curated record. Lineage: Eukaryota; Fungi; Basidiomycota; Agaricomycetes; Polyporales; Laetiporaceae. The transcript is spliced from 3 exons. Bases 61 to 279 code for a protein of 72 amino acids.
AUCGCCUCGCAUUUAUUCCCAUCCCGCCUCCUCAUAUCCCAAUCACCCGAACACUUCGUCAUGCCGGCUAAGGGAUCGAAAGCUACAGGUGGUGGUGCUUCCAAACAGAUGCACACGAGCGAUGCAUCGCGCAUACAGUCUGCUAACGCUAAGGCUGGAAAUGACGCUGGGAAGGGUACUUUCCCAGCUCGCGCCCAGGCUGCUGCCGCGCGUAACGCCAACGCCCCUGGAGCGGGUGCGGGUGCGGGUGCGAAGGCCGGCAAGGGCCCAAAGGCAUAACGGCGUGUCGUACAGAUGUCUGUGAAGAAUCGGGGUCAGACUCUAGAUUGUACGAUAGUUGAUGACG